ACGCUCACGUGAUACGUUUUCCCCGCCAUAUUUGUAUUACGAUAAAGAUGUCAAGUAGAGAAGUAUUUUCGAUGUCAGAUAUUAACGCUGCCGUAGAUAAGUUAGAUAAUGAUCGUGUACUAUCUCCAAGUGGCAAUAAAAAGAGAGCAGACUAUUUACAGUGGCCGGACUACUUCAUGGCAGUGGCUUUUUUGUCUGCACAAAGAAGUAAGGACCCCAGAACUCAGGUUGGUGCUUGCAUUGUUAACAAAGACAAUAAGAUUGUUGGCAUUGGUUACAAUGGGAUGCCCAAUGGCUGCAGUGAUGACAUAAUGCCUUGGGGAAAAGGAUCAGCUGACAUCCUGAACACAAAACAACUUUAUGUAUGCCAUGCAGAACUGAAUGCUGUGUUAAACAAAAAUUCUGCAGAUGUCAAAGACUGUACAAUUUACGUUGCCUUGUUUCCCUGCAAUGAGUGUGCCAAAGUGAUAAUACAGUCAGGCAUUAAGGAGGUGGUGUACUGCUGCGACAAACAUGCUGAAAAGCCUGAGUUUCGUGCAUCUCGGAAACUACUUGAUACAGUUGGCAUUUCCUGCAGACAAUAUAAACCACAGAGGAAGCAGAUUGUGAUAGACUUCUCCAUCAUAGAGACAGAUGGGACCAAUCUUAGUCCAGAAAAAACUACUGAAUAACACUGUUCUUAAGUGACCUAUCCUGUAACACAAUUUAAAGUUUGUUUAACGACACCACUAGAACAAAUUGAUUUAUCAUCAGCUAUUGGAUGUCAAAAAUUUAGUAAAUUUGGAGAGGAAUCCUGCGACCCUUAUAAUAAUAAUAAUAAUAAUAAUAUAAAAUUCUUUAUUUUCAGAGGGUAAACACAUUCAGUACAGGGUCUAAUUUUCCUACACAUAAUGAGCAUGUUAAGGGAGCUAACAACAGCUAAUAAUAAAGUAAAAUUAAAAAAUGUUUUGUGAAGGUGUCAAAUAUCAAGAGGUGAUAUUACAUUUGUUUUCAUUUCCAAUAAAAACUGUUUAGAUUUUAUUUUUAAAAAAAAACCCUUUUGGCUCAAAGGCUAAAAAGGACCAUUGAGUUAACUCCCUUGAAUAGUGACCCACUUCAUGCAAUUUUCCAACUGGCUGUAUAGGGUUUGUUUAGUACAGUGUAUACAUGGAGCUUGGAAGUGAAAUUAUGUACAUAUGAUCUCACUUUUAAUAAAUGGCCUUUCCAAUUACCUCCUCCCCUUAAAGAUGCCCACAUCUUCAGACAUCCAACACCUAUUUUACCAAUUUUAGAUUGGUGCUUAAAUAUUAAGAAAAUGUCUGCUAAAUAGAAUCCGUACAUUUUUAUGGUGCCAAAAUUAUAUACUGUAGCAUAAGGAUUAUUUUACUCUGCAUCAGUUAAAAAUGUUCUGGGGUGUCAGAAAUAUAAGAUUUUUCCUUUCCUGUAGGUUGCUUAUCUAUUUAUGAAAGGAUACCAAACACAUACUGCUGCUGUGAUUUCAAAGCCUUAUUCUGUCAGUUUUGGAAUAAAAGAAAGUGAAUCAUGGCUGACAUAACGGUAAAAUGUCAUUUCAGACGGAGUUGAUGUCAUGACUGGCGUGCUUGUUUUUUUAAAUGGCUGCUAAUUUGAGUAAUUUGCAAUAACUAAUUUGAAUAAAUAUUUACACAGA
Molecule: messenger RNA, 1648 nt
Organism: Gigantopelta aegis
Lineage: Eukaryota; Metazoa; Mollusca; Gastropoda; Neomphalida; Peltospiridae
Product: deoxycytidylate deaminase-like
Exons: 5
Coding region: 48-671 (207 amino acids)
Biological process (GO): dTMP biosynthetic process; dUMP biosynthetic process
Cellular component (GO): cytoplasm
Molecular function (GO): dCMP deaminase activity; zinc ion binding
Source: RefSeq, a predicted model, not a curated record